Messenger RNA from Centrocercus urophasianus (Greater sage-grouse), 5066 nucleotides. It is a transcript of the gene ADORA3, whose product is annotated as adenosine A3 receptor. The record is from RefSeq and is a predicted model, not a curated record. Gene Ontology annotation, biological process: G protein-coupled adenosine receptor signaling pathway; G protein-coupled receptor signaling pathway, coupled to cyclic nucleotide second messenger; chemical synaptic transmission. Lineage: Eukaryota; Metazoa; Chordata; Aves; Galliformes; Phasianidae. The transcript has 2 exons. Gene Ontology annotation, cellular component: synapse; membrane; dendrite. The coding region runs from base 389 to 1399 and encodes 336 amino acids. Gene Ontology annotation, molecular function: neurotransmitter receptor activity; G protein-coupled serotonin receptor activity; G protein-coupled adenosine receptor activity.
GAGCGAUUACCCGCAUUGAUAGAGGCAGCACUGCACAGUUCCAAGUACAGGUCUCUCACUUCUAAAACUGCCUUAUCUGCUUCCUUCUACUGGUCACAUUUGGUUUUGGGUUGCUGGUGAGCAGCCCUAGGAGAGCUUUCCCUUUUUUUUCCUUUUCUUUUUUCCAUUUCCAAACACCUUUCUAAAGAACGAGAAAGCUACGGAGUUUCGGAAAGGCUGCGGUGAGCUGCGGUGUCCAAAACGAAGAAUGUUUCCUGAACUCUGGGACGGGCAACAGCUGAUUUACUGCUGAGCGCUGAGGAUGUGAAAUUCUGGAGGACAUUCACACACCGGGGAAGCAGACACAGCCACAGCAGCACUGCGGGCGCCACAGAGACCGCCGGCACCCAUGUGCCCACCUGACUGCCCAGCCAGCAGCAGCCCCACCAAUGGAACCCUCAACACCAGCCAGGUGAUGGGCAGCACGGAUGUGAUCUACAUUGGCACUGAGUGCCUGGUGGCUCUGCUUGCUGCCCUGGGGAACAUCCCGGUGGUCUGGGCGGUGAAGCUGAACGCAGCCUUCCACAACACCACCAUGUACUUCAUUGCCUCCCUGGCGCUGGCUGACAUUGCAGUGGGGUUGGUCGUCAUCCCGCUGGCCGUGUUGGUCAGUCUGCACGUCAGCAUCCCGUUCCAUUUCUGCCUCUUCCUCUGCUGCCUCAUGGUGGUCUUCACCCAAGCCUCCAUCCUUUCCUUGCUGGCCAUCGCCAUCGACCGCUACCUGCGCGUGAAGCUGCCCAUCAGAUAUAAAAUAAUGUCUACAGAGAGAAGGAUUUGGUGGGCGCUGGGGCUGUGCUGGUCUGUGUCCCUGCUGGUGGGAUUAACCCCAAUGUUUGGAUGGAACAAACGAAGAAGCGCCCGCUAUCACACGUGUGAAUUUAUCUCUGUGAUGAGGAUGGAUUACAUGGUGUAUUUUUCGUUCUUCACGUGGACUCUUAUCCCUCUGAGCACCAUGUGUGCUCUCUACGUGGCAGUAUUUUACAUCAUCAGGACAAAGCUAAGUCAAGGAGCAACCAACGGGAGGGGGGUGGGAGUGUUCUAUGGGAAGGAGUUCAGGAAAGCCAAAUCUCUGGCACUCGUUCUGUUCCUGUUUGCUGUGUCCUGGUUGCCUCUGUGCAUCAUGAACUGCGUUUUCUACUUUCACCCUGAAUAUAAGAUUCCUAAGCCUUGGAUCUUCUUGGGAAUCUUGUUGUCUCAUGCCAAUUCUGCCAUAAACCCCAUUGUCUAUGCUUGCAAGAUAAAGAAGUUCAAAACCACUUACCUUUUAAUUUUAAGGACCUACAUCCUAUGCAGAAAAAAGCCCGAAGCCAGACUCAGCUGCAACAGAUUAAACACAGCAGCUGUCAUAGACACAGAAUGAACGUUGACCCACCAGCACACACCAGACCACUGAUAAAACGCUUUCAGGAACUCACGGGAAAAACACGUCCUGUUCAUCUGCUGCCUGACACAAGCCGGCGAUAAGAGCAAGCUCCUCACACACUGAUUCCCAUAUGACAUUAAGCUCCAAAGUUAAUUUGCAAACUUUUAUAUUAUUAUAACCCAGUAAAUCUGGCCUGGUUGUUGCUGUACCAAGCCCAGACCUUCUCAGGUAAGCACCUGCCUUUAAGAGCACCUUCUGGUUCAUGUUUACUGACUUGAGUGUUGCUUGGCAGACUAUGACCCAAAGAACAGUUACCAAGAUGGACUUUUUACUUCCAGCUCCAAUCCACAGGCAGUAAGAAAUAAUGCAACAGUUCUUGCUAGUUUCUAGCUUUAACUCAAGCACAACAAGUCUUUUGGUCAGCAUUUUGCUUUCUCUUUACUUGCACAUAACCACACCUGCACCGACGUUUCGCUCAGCAGCACAAGUGCAGUCACAGCAUCACAUGAGACCUCCAUCUGCAAAUGAAAGACUUCACCAGGACCUGUCCCCACCCCCUGGGUCACUACUUACAUGUCCUAUGUCUGUAUGUCUGUAUCAUGUCAUUUCAAAAUACAGAAAAGGGUUAAGAUUAAUUUUGUCAUUUCCCCCCCCCCCCCCCUCCCAUAAUGAUUGUCUGGGUGCACUGAGAAACAGGAUAAAUGCUUGCAGUGCAGGAUGUCCUCACUGCCUCCUCUUACACCCAUCAUCUCCUGUCCAUUUCGAUGAUCAGAUGAAGUCUGGUCAGCUUGUGCUGCAGUCAGUGCUGCCACGCUUCCAUUAAGGAUAAUAAAUAUUAAGUGGAUUUUAUGCAAAGUCAACGUGCUGCAUGAAAUCCCUGCUCUGUUUUAGCAGGUGUCCCUACAGCUCCAAAACUGCAGUAGAUGCUAUAGCACAGCUUAGUUUCAGGGAGUUAAACUGAACACAGGCAAUUAAAGGCAAGUCUCUUUUUUCUCCAUCUUUGCACGGUAAAAGUGGUCUAGGAAAAAAAAACAAAGGGGAGUGCAUCAUUCUGUUCUGUAGCUCAGUAAGCUACAUAAACGCAGUGCCUGCUCCUUUAACAAAGAUCAGAGAUCUUAGUUCAACAUCUGAUGUAAUCCUUGCUGCUGCCCAAACCCACCCCGUUACAGGGUCCCACCCUUCACAAAGCAGCUGGCAAAGGAAGUCACUGCACGAGUGCAUCACAGCUUGGCGACGUGACCGCUGUCAGUAGAUGGAACCGAUUGCUUUCAGCAGGCAAAAACAAACAAACAAACAGAAAGCACAGAACGUUACACCUUAGAAUAACGCGGAUCAAACUUUGCUCGGGUGUUUCCGGCGGCUGCUCGGUGCUGCCCCACAGCGGUGCAUCAUGAUGUAAUUCAGCGCUUCAAUCAAAGCGUUGGGCGCUCUUAUCAAAAAAUGCUGCAGCCAGUGACUGAACAGGGAAAUAAGGACACAGAUGUGGACAGGUGCAGAGAAACACUUCUGUUUUUCAGUUCUCCUCAGCAGUUCCAAGCAAAAGCGGAAACCCACACGGAAACUGUGCAACAAGCGGUCACCAGGAUUGCUCCAGAUGAGGGAAGGUGGUGUUGAAAGCAGUUUGUCCCCAGUGUUGGCGAGAGUUGUAGAGAUGGAGAUGCUGUUUUCCCCUCCUAGCUAUGAAUUCAGCUGAUGUUAUGUACUGCAGCCUGGAUACCUCGCAGAGCACCGCCAUCCUCCGUGCAACAAUCCAGCAAUGGCAUCCAGCAUGCACAAGGUGCAGGUGUUCAUGUGUCAAAUUCCACUGUCACACAGGCGCUGCUUUCGGUUGGGGCUUGAUGACCACAGAGGCAUAAAAAACCUCAUUCUGGGAUAUGAGAGGUUAUAAAUAUCAGAGAAAGUGCAAAUGAAACAUCUCAGGACAAAUGCCCUGCUUCGAUUUUGACCUCAACGCUACGGAAACUGAGCAGCCCCAGGAAUUGUAGUUUUGAUCUUUACCUGGAUGUUUUCAGCAGAUUCCUCACGUUGUGCCUUGGAGGGAAUUUGUUCUUGUAGGUUUUCUUGGGAUCUCUUAUACCCUAGAAAGGAGGAGAGCAGAGUGGGAUUAGCCAGGUGGCAGUUGUUAUCUUUGGAACAAGUUCUUAGUCCACACUGCUCUCCCUGAUGGUCGUUUAAAGGUAACAGAACAGAACUCCUGCUCUUUGCCAAAACUCACAAGGAUGUUUUAAUUACAGAACUAGGGAGCAAUUAGGACCCAGUGGGUUAGACUGCCCUGCAUGCAAGACAAUCUAUUCCUCCCCUCCCCCUUCACUGCAAGGCACUGAGUUAUGCUUUCUUGUCAUUUGUACCACAGAAAGAGGAAUUGGCUGUGAUAUUCCACCAGCCAAUUGUACAGUUCCCUCUCAGCUGACAGCUGGGCAAUCCGACCUGAAAUCUGUUGCAAUCUUCACUGCAAACCAAGCAAUUUGGAAACCCAAGAACCAUGCUGCUGGCAUUUCCUUGACUGUGCCACUUACUUUUCCUGAUGAGGCAGACGACUGCAACCACCAGAAGAGUUGACAGGAUGCCAGAGAUAAAGGCCAGUGCUAAGUAGAAUAUGUCAGGGCUGUUGAUGCACAGGAAACAGAGUCAGAAUCACAUUCUUACAGAAAUAUCAAAGAAUUAGUAGCUUUCAAAUUCAACCAAGGUUAUCAAACAUCCUAUUGCCAAGCCCCAGGAGAUUACAGGAUAUCUGCAGUAAGAAUUACUGAGUACCUUGAGCACAGGCUAGGAAAUUCUAAGCCAACUUGUGAAAACAUGGGACAUUAUGGGUAACUUCUUCCCUAUAGAAAGGGCUUGUCGUUUCAAGGAACUUGGUGUUCAAAGUUCAGAAAUAAAGGUGUAGCAUUUACUUGUCAAACAAGGAUUCGCCUUCUGAGUCUGGUAAGGCAGCAGUAGAGGUCUGUACAGUGGUAUGUACUGUGACAGUGGUGGAAAUGGGCACUGGUGCAACUGAAAAUAAUUAGAAAAAGAGUUUAAAUGUGUUAAUAUUUCUAUUACAAGUACUAUUACAAGUAACAAGCAAACCACCUCCUGGAAGUGUGAACCUAUUCAAGAAUGACUGCAAGAAAUGUUGUAAGUGUAACAUUUCUGUUCCAGAGGGCUGAAAGUAGAAACACCAGGCAGAAAAACAGCAGUGAUCCACACCACCACUGCUCCCCAGCAGCCCUUGGAAGCUGUGCAGUACUUCCCCAAAUACAUUUAUCCACAAAGCUGCCCCCCAACAACCCUUUCUGAGCCAGGAAAGUGGUGAUGUAGCCAAGAGCACUGGAUCUGACAGAACUCCUUAAAAAAUAAUAGCAAUAAUCAAAUGAAAUACCUGGUUUUGAUUUUGAGGAGGAACCUCCCAUUCUCUCCAAACACCAGUGAACAGCAAAAGAACCUAAAGAUGAGAGGACAGCUGCAUUUACACACACGUUCACAACACAAACCCAGCAUUCUCAUUCACACCUCAGGCUCGAUUUCACUUGUGUCAGUGUUUUGGGCUUCUUACACAAACUUGCAUGAAACCACAGCAGGAAAUCAGGCAAUAAACAGAGCACGAGCCUGGCUUCUCAACAUCUCACUCCUGCAUCCAAGUGCACACACACCCAGUACCCUUGUUAAGCACAGUGUCUCCUCUUGA